CGAAUUCAGAGCAUGCGUACAUAUCUUAUUGAAAUGUAAAACGGAUCUCAGCAGGGGACACAAGCAAUCUCGUCUAUGAAUGUCGGUGUGAUGCGAUGCUGAAUACAAUACACUCAUUUGCUACCCGGAGACCAUCAAGUCCACAAGGAUCGACGAGUUAAUCGAUAAUUAUUCAGCACUUAUCAAAGUGACGGUCGCGAUGGUGGAGAUCCGCGUGCAACUGGACGGAAGUUACAACCUAUGCCGAAGCAUUCAGUAUCCAUCAUUAUUUAUCAGGGCAGCGGGUCCUCUACGGGUGGCAUUUUCGGCUUUACUUGCGGCAGCAAUUAUCGUGGCCUUUAUUAUACGUGAACAAUGUCAGAUUUCGAUAAAAUUUCAGGAAGAUAAGGAAAGGAGUGCGCACUUGAGUUAUUCGAAGAUAUGCCGACGAUUUUUGCCUGCUCUUUGCGAAGGAAGACCUGUUGUUAGCGGAAGGAUUUUCGAAAAACUUGACUGUACAAAAGUGCGAAAUAACAGGUACUUCCAAGAACGUAAGUGUUUUCACGGCUACCCACAGUUCUUGCUUUCGCCUGAAAAAGCCGCUGACCUUAUGAAUCUAGUACGAUUUGUUAGUACGUUCAAGGAUCGUGACCAAGCCGCUGGGCCGCGAAUAGCAGUGCGCGUCCUGCACAGCACGCUUAUAAAACAAAUAGUCUGCUUACUUAAACGUUCCGUGUGGAUCAGUGCCAAAUUGGAAACGGUCUACAAUCGUAUUGGCGGUGGCGGAUGUAAGUUCGUGUCACGUCAGCUUCUCGACGGCCUCGAAUACUUAAUUUCCGCAAUACCAAAGCGUGACAAAGAAGAAUCUCCGGAUGAGAAUGUCGUUGCUGCUGUCAGAUUCCUAAUCGGCUCGAUCCCGCUUGUGGCCGAAUGUUCGCAGCUCGUCGAUCAGGAUUAUGUUAAUCAGUUCAUAGAAGAGUUAAAACUUGUAAGGACAAAAGAAGACAUUGAACUGUAUCAUUUACCCCCGCGGAUGAAUUCGAAGAAAUAACUUUGAAUCACUAUGAUAUUGGGACUCGAUUAAUAUCCAAGCCUGGUUACCAAGAUUACCAAAACCGUUUUCUCUGCGAUUAAAAUAACUAACACGUUUUAACUUAACUGAACGUAUCAUCCCAUGAUAUAUAUAUAUAUAUAUCAUGGGAUCUUAGAUUUCAAAUAAAAAAGAACAGUUGAGCGAGAUCAAUCUUUCAUAUAAUACGUAACG
Varroa destructor (honeybee mite) is the source of this 1243-nucleotide messenger RNA. RefSeq lists its product as uncharacterized. Lineage: Eukaryota; Metazoa; Arthropoda; Arachnida; Mesostigmata; Varroidae. The record is from RefSeq and is a predicted model, not a curated record.